Molecule: messenger RNA, 5184 nt
Organism: Vitis riparia (riverbank grape)
Lineage: Eukaryota; Viridiplantae; Streptophyta; Magnoliopsida; Vitales; Vitaceae
Product: putative disease resistance RPP13-like protein 1
Exons: 3
Coding region: 341-2329 (662 amino acids)
Biological process (GO): defense response to other organism
Molecular function (GO): ADP binding; protein binding
Source: RefSeq, a predicted model, not a curated record
UGUGUACCUAUCUAAGACUUGCCGUGUGCAAAUGAAAUAUUUCAGACCGAUGAUGACAUGUUUGAGAAAUUGACAUACGCUAUGUUCCAUGUUUGUCAUAUAGUUUAUUUGGCCAAGGAACCCAAUUGCUAAAUAAUUCAAGAUUGAAACCAACUUGGCAAAAGUGGACAAAGUUCCUCAUAAAUUCAAGAUUCUCCUCUUGCAAGUAGCUGGAGAUGAAAUCCCACUUGGCGGAGGAAGUAGACAAAUUUGCCAGAAAUUAUUCAACAUGACCCAUUUGCGAAAUAAUUAAAGAAAAGUAUCCCUUUGAUUUGCUUCAGCUUUCUCCAGUGAAGAAAAAAUGGAGGUUGUUGGAGAGGCUUUUCUUUCUGCUGCCAUCGGCCUGCUGUUUGAGAAGUUGGCCUCGUCAGAUUUGUGGAGGUUUGCCAAAAAAAUGUGGGUUCAUACUGACCUCAAGACAUGGGAGAAAGAACUGUCGAAUAUCCGGAGAGAGCUCAACGACGUCGACGAGAAGCAGAUCGCAGACCAGUCUGUGAAAGAAUGGCUGAGCGAUCUGAGGGAUUUGUCUUAUGAUAUGGAGGACGUCCUGGACGAGUUCGCCUACGAUGCUUUGGGACAACAGCUGAAGGCGGCGGAGUCUGAUCAAGCCAGCACAAGCCAGGUACGCAAGCUCAUUUCUAUUUGUAGUCUAACCGAAAUCAGGCGGCGUGCGAACGUGAGGUCCAAGGCCAGGGAAAUCACUUGCCGGUUAGAAGAGAUCUCAGCUCGAAAAUCUGAGCUUGGUUUGGAAAAAAUGGCAGCUGCAGCAACCACUUCUGCUUGGCAAAGCUCUACCACAACAUCAAUGGCGUACGAGCCUUGGGUUUUUGGCAGGGAUGGAGAUAAAAGGACGAUCACUGAAAUGAUUCUCAGGGAAGAAGAACCCACUGAAACCAAUGUUUCAGUGAUCUCCAUUGUUGGCAUGGGUGGAGUUGGGAAGACCACACUUGCCCUGAUGGUGUACAACGAUGAGGAAACAGCAAAAAAUUUUAGUCUCAAAGCUUGGGUUUGUGUAUCAAAUCAGUACGAUAUGGUGAGAAUAACAAAGACAAUUCUCGAGACUGUCACUUCCCACAGCAGUAACCUGCAGGAUUUUAAUCAAAUUCAAAGGGCUUUGAGUGAAGCAUUGAGAGGAAAAAGGUUUUUGAUAGUUUUAGAUGAUUUGUGGAAUGAGGAUUAUGGUGAUUGGAACUGCUUGAGAUCUCCCUUUUGGGCUGGAGGAAAAGGGAGCAAAAUCAUAGUUACAACUCGCUGCAAAGGGGUUGCAACUAUGAUGGGAGGAGAAAAGAAUUUGUAUGAGUUAAAGCAUUUAUCUUAUGAAGAUUGUUGGCUGGUGUUUGAGAAACAUGCUUUUGAGAAUAGGAGUAUUAACCUCCAUCCAAGUUUAGUAUUGAUUGGCAAGAAAAUUGUAGAAAAGUGUGCGGGCUUGCCGUUGGCAGCAAAAGCACUUGGUGGGCUUUUACGAACUAAACUAGAAGAGGAAGAAUGGGAAAAUAUAUUGAACAGUAAAGUAUGGAAUUUACAAGGUGAGAAGUGUGGCAGUAUUAUCCCUGCGUUGAGAUUGAGCUACAAUCAUCUCCCUUCACAUUUGAAGAGGUGUUUUGCCUAUUGUGCAAUAUUCCCAAAGAACUACGAAUUUAUGGAAAAAGAGUUGAUUCUCUUAUGGAUGGCUGAAGGUUUGAUUCAAUGUUCUCAAGACAUUAAUAAGCAAGAAAUGGAAGAUUUAGGUCAUGAUUAUUUUCGUGAAAUGAUGUCAAUGUCUUUUUUUCAACCAUCAAAUAGAAAUAUAUCACGAUUCGUGAUGCAUGACUUCAUUCAUGAUCUAGCUCAAUUUGUAGCCGGAGAAAUAUGCUUUCAUUUAGAGGAUAGGUUGGGGAUUGAUUGCUCUAUUUCUGAAAAGAUUCGUUUUUCAUCAUUCAUUCGUUGCUACUUUGAUGUCUUCAACAAGUUUGAAUUCUUUCAUAAGGUUGGACAUUUGCGCACCUUUAUAGCAUUACCAGUUUGUUCAUCACCGUUUUUGCCCCAUUAUUUAAGCAAUAAGAUGCUUCAUGAAUUGGUGCCAAAACUAGUAACCCUGAGGGUGUUGGCUUUAAGUGGUUAUUCAAUAAGUGAGAUACCCAAUUCAAUUGGUGACUUGAAGCAUUUAAGGUAUCUCAACUUGUCUAACACAAAAAUCAAAUCGUUACCUGAGUCAGUUUGUGACCUCUAUUUCUUACAAACAUUAUUAUUAUCAGGGUGCAAGAAUCUUACUAGGUUGCCGAUUACCAUUGGGAACCUAAUUAACCUUUGACAUCUUGAUGUUAGUGAUACAGGUCGAUUAGAAGAAAUGCCUACGCAAGUUGGUAAACUCAAAAGUUUGCAAGUAUUGUCUAAUUUUAUGGUGGGAAAAAACAACAAUUUGGAAAUAAAGGAGUUGAGGAAUAUGCCACAUCUUCAAGGAGAACUUUGCAUUUCAAACGUGGAAAAUGUGAUGAAUAUUCAAGAUGCAAAGAAUGCCAAUCUACAUCUCAAACACAAACUUGAAUGGUUGACAGUGAAAUGGAGUGCCAAGCUUGAUGAUUCGCGAAACAAAAUGCAUGAAAUGGAUGUCCUUAACUCUCUACAACCCCAUUUGAAUCUAAAAAAACUUAGCAUUAUGGAAUAUGGUGGACUAAAAUUACCAUGUUGGAUAGGGGAUUCCUCAUUUUGUAAAAUGUUGGAUGUAACGCUCAUUAAUUGUAGAAAAUGCACAUCGCUACCAUGCCUUGGACAAUUACCAUUGCUCAAAAACUUACGGAUUGAAGGAAUGGAAGAAGUGAAAAAAGUGGGUGUUGAGUUCCUUGGGGGGCCUUCUCUUUCCAUCAUAGCUUUCCCAUCCUUGGAGUCUUUAUCUUUUGUGAAUAUGCCAAAGUGGGUGAAUUGGGAGCACAGUUCUUCAUUAGAGUCAUAUCCUCAUGUUCAACAACUUACAAUUCGGAAUUGUCCUCAAUUGAUCAACAAAUUACCCACUCCUCUACCUUCCAUAAUAAAGCUUAAUAUUUGGAAAUGCCCACAGUUGGGAAUUCCACUUCCAAGUCUUCCAUCUCUUCGUAAAUUAGAUCUACAAGAAUGUAAUGACUUGGUGGUGAGAAGUGGGAUUGACCCCAUCUCACUCACCCGCUUUACAAUUUAUGGAAUUUCAGGGUUCAACAGAUUACAUCAAGGGCUCAUGACCUUCUUACCAGCACUUGAAGUCCUGAGAAUUUCAGAAUGUGGUGAACUGACAUAUUUGUCGGAUGGAUCAAAAAACUUAUUGGAGAUUAUGGAUUGUCCACAACUUGUAUCCUUGGAAGAUGAUGAAGAACAAGGGCUGCCUCACAGUCUUCAGUAUCUGGAAAUAGGGAAGUGUGGUAACCUGGAGAAGCUUCCUAAUGGAUUGCAGAACCUAACAUCUCUUGAAGAGUUAAGCAUCUGGGCUUGUCCAAAGCUGGUAUCAUUUCCAAAAAUAGAUUUCCUCUCAAUGCUUAGGCGGCUUAUCAUCAGAGAUUGUGAAGACCUAAAGUCUCUUCCUGAUGGGAUGAUGAGGAAUUGUAACAAGAAUAGCAGCUUGUGUCUCCUAGAAUAUUUAGAGAUCAGCUUCUGUCCAUCUCUCAGAUGUUUUCCAGAAGGAGAGUUACCAACUACUCUUAAGGAACUGCAUAUAUGUUACUGCGAAAACCUCGAGUCUCUACCAGAUGGAGUGAUGAAACAUGAUUCCAGCCCCCAGCACAAUACUAGUGGCCUUCAAGUCUUGCAAAUCUGGAGAUGUUCAUCUCUCAAGUCAUUCCCGAGAGGUUGCUUCCCGCCCACCCUUAAGCUACUUCAGAUUUGGAGUUGCAGCAAACUGGAGUUGAUGAUAGAGAAGAUGUUUCACGAUGAUAAUUCACUUGAAUGUUUGGACGUCAAUGUGAAUUCAAACUUAAAAAGCUUACCAGACUGCCUCUACAACCUCAGAAGACUUCAGAUCAAAAGAUGCGUGAAUCUCAAGUCCCUGCCGCAUCAAAUGCGAAACCUGACUUCUCUUACGUCUCUUGAGAUAGCUGACUGUGGGAAUAUCCAGACUUCCCUAUCUAAGUGGGGCCUUAGCAGACUCACCUCUCUCAAAUCAUUCUCCAUUGCUGGCAUAUUUCCUGAAGUGGUCUCCUUUUCUAAUGAUCCGGAUCCGUUUCUUCUUCCUUCAACUCUCACCUAUCUUUCCAUUGAAAGAUUCAAGAAUCUUGAAUCCCUUACCUCCCUGGCUCUCCACACACUCACCUCCCUUCAGCAUCUAUGGAUUUCAGGGUGUCCUAAGCUGCAGUCAUUUUUGCCAAGAGAAGGACUUUCUGACACAGUUUCACAGCUAUAUAUCAGAGAUUGUCCACUCCUAAGUCAAAGGUGCAUAAAGGAGAAAGGAGAAGAUUGGCCCAUGAUUUCCCACAUCCCAUAUGUUGAAAUAAACCGCAAGUUCAUCUUUGAGCAAUAAUAAGUCAAGUUGCAGAACUUAGAAGGAGACACCAUUCAAUACUGACCAUCUUUGCAUUUAAUAAAGCAAUGGGUGGCAAGUGACAAGUCUGUCAAGUUAUGAAAUGCCAUGAUGGGAAAAUUUCAAAAGCUGUGUUAGGCCUGUUUAUCAGAUAAGUUGGUCUGCUGAUGGUCUAUGCUGAAGUUUACCCCCCACCCCCACACUGGAAGAUAUAUCUACAUCAGUUCUUUUUCCUGAUUCAAGUUUAUCCUCCUCUGCUACUCCCCCACCGGAAAUUAUCUGGUCUUCUGCAGGGAAUACGAUAGCUGCUCUUUUGGCAAGGUGCUAUGAUAUAAGCACAGCUUUAAGGAUGAGUGGGGAUGAUACUACCAGGGAUUAAUUGAGGCUAAUUCUAAUUCAUCAUCUCUUCUGUUAGUUCUUGUUCACAUCUACUUCUCCAGUGGAGCUAAACAUCCAGACAUUCAUUCUCCUGCAAAGGAUGAAUCCUCAGAUGGGUGGUUUAAAUGGGUCAUCCCAGCCCAUGGGCAAUUCAAUAUGGGUCUAAGCCCAUUACCCUAAAGCCCAACAAGGGUGUAAAUGAGAUUAUGAGCAAGUUCAAAUGUACUUCAUUUCUACUAAGAUCUUUUUGUAUUAAAUGAACAUCUCGUGAAUCAAUCUUAGUCAAUCAUCACCAAUUCGCUCACCUA